Messenger RNA from Zophobas morio, 1241 nucleotides. Its product is annotated as glycoprotein endo-alpha-1,2-mannosidase-like. The record is from RefSeq and is a predicted model, not a curated record. The transcript has 2 exons. The coding region runs from base 65 to 1084 and encodes 339 amino acids. Lineage: Eukaryota; Metazoa; Arthropoda; Insecta; Coleoptera; Tenebrionidae.
UCUGUUACUUUCCUUUUUGCUAUUCUUCGCCUUUAAUUGUAAUGGCGUCGAAGUCUACGUCCACAUGAUGCCUUGGUUCGAGACCAAAGAAACCAACAAUGGUACUUGGGGCAUCCACUGGACCAUGGACAAUGAGGACCCCGACGUCGUGAUUAACGGUAAACAGGACCUAGCUUCCUUCUACCAUCCUCAAAUAGGUCCUUACGCUUCUGGUGACCCAGACGUAGUCGACUGGCAACUAGGCGUCAUGAAAGCGGCUGGAAUUUCAGGAGUUUUCAUAGACUGGCCAGGUACUGUCGAUUUUGCCGACUAUCGCAAGAACAAACAAAACGCUGAAGCCAUCAUCGAUGGUACCCAACGAACUGGUCUCAAGUUUGCAGUGGUUUAUGAAGACCACAACUUGAAUUUAGCCUUCGUACCCGAUCAGAUUGGCCAAGCGACGGAAGACAUGGCGUACCUGCAAGAGAAUUAUUUCGUCAAAGACAACUAUCUUCACGUUGAUGAGAAACCGCUUCUGAUGGAUUUUGGGCCGCAAGUUCUGUAUGAAAAAAUGUGGGACCAAAUUUUCACACCGAUUGAACCGAAACCGGCGUUUUUGACCCUUUGGAACCAGCAUUUGCAGGGUGGUUCUUAUUGUGAAGGGGAAUACGCUUGGGUGUGGUUGGACUUUUUGGAUGGUUUGACUACAUGGUACGAUCAAGUAGAUGUUCCGAUUAAAAUUGGUACGGCGUACCCAGGCUUCCAACCUUUUUACCAAAUGGGAGGUUGGGGUGGACCUACGUGGACAAUUGAUUAUGGAGAAGAUACAUUUAGACAGAGUUUCGAACUUGCUUUGCAGAAUACGGAAAUGAUCCAAAUUUGCACGUGGAAUGAUUAUGGAGAAGGUACCAUCAUUGAACCUACUGAUGAAUUUGGUACUACUUUCGUGGAUAUAAUACAACAAGCUACAGGGAGCAAAUAUACACAUGGAGAUUUUGAAGAACUCACUAAAAUUUACUUCAUGAGGAAGCAACACGCCGACAAUGCAACAAAACUUGAAGAACUCAGAAAUCAGUACCAUGAACUUAUGCAUAAAUUUGAUUAAAUCUAGAGGUGCUUAACAUCAGUAUUUAACUAGAAUUUAUCUAACACUACAAAAACUUAAAGUCAUUCUUGGCCAAAUAAAUAAAACUUUUCUAUAAUUAGCUUUUAUCAUCACAAGUCAUCGCACCUGAUGUUUAUCACUGUAAAUUUUAUUUUGU